Closterium sp. Naga37s-1 is the source of this 19317-nucleotide messenger RNA. The record is from the annotation of a GenBank genome assembly. Lineage: Eukaryota; Viridiplantae; Streptophyta; Zygnematophyceae; Desmidiales; Closteriaceae.
AUGUACGUUCCACGCACCCGCUUCCGCCCGUCGCACUCCCUUCCGCGCGCCUGCACUCCCUUCCGCACGUCGCACUCUCUUACGCCCAUCAAACUCCCUCCCGCCGUCGCCCUACUGCCCGUCGCUCUCCCUAGCGCACGUCGCACUCACUUCCGCCGACGGCCUCCCUUCCGCCCGUCACCUUCCCUUCCGCCCGUCGCACUCACUUCCGCCGUCGCCAUCCCUUCCGCCCGUCGCCCGUCACCUUCCCUUCCGCCCGUCGCCCUCCCUUCCGCCCGUCGCCCUCCCUUCCGCCGUCGCCAUAGAUUCCGCCCGUCGCCCGUCGCCAUGCCUUCCGCCCGUCGCCCUCCCUUCCGCCCGUCGCCCUCCCUUCCGCCGUCGCCAUCCCUUCCGCCCGUCACCCUCCCUUCGUCUCGUCGCCCUCCCUUCCUCCCAUUGCCCUCCCGACCACCCGCCGCCCUACCUUCCCCUCGUCGCGCUCCCUUCCGCCCGUUGCCCCCCUUUGUCUCGUCUAGGGUCCCCGCUGCUCAUCGCCCUCCCUCCCGCUCGACCCCUCGCAAUCCCCGUAUCUCUCUCCCCUCGUCGCCCUGGCACCUCCGUCACUGUCGCCAUCCCUCCCAUCUCCCUUCCCACCUCAUUUGGGCCAGUCACGCCCCCUUUCCAACCAACACACACGGUGGCCCUUCCCCUAAUGAUCGCCUUUCACCACCACACCGCUUACCUCUCUCCUUCCCCACACCACCUUUGGCCUUCCUCCCCCAAUCCCCUUCCCUGAUUCCCUGUGUCCCUUUCCCUGCUUCCCCCCAUCUCCUUCCCUUCUUCCUCCCACCCCCUUCCCUUAUAUUCCCCCCAUCCCCGUGUCAAUUUCCCCAUGUCCCCUUCCCUGCUUCCCCGUGUUCCCUUCCUUGCUUUCCCAUGUCCCCUUCCCUUCCUCCCCCCAUCCCCUUCCCUGCUUCCCCGUGUCCCUUUCCCUGCUUCCCCCCAUCCCCUUCCCUGCUUCCCCGUGUCCCUUUCCCUGCUUCCCCCCAUCCCCUUCCCUUAUGUUCCCCCAUCCCCUUCCCUGCUUCCCCAUGUCCCCUUCCCUGCUUCCCCAUGUCCCCUCCCCUGCUUCCCCCCAUCCCCUUCCCUGCUUCCCCCCAUCCCCUUCCCUGCUUCCCCCCAUCCCCUUCCCUGCUUCCCCGUGUCCCUUUCCCUGCUUCCCCCCAUCCCCUUCCCUGCUUCCCCCCAUCCCCUUCCCUGCUUCCCCCCAUCCCCUUCCCUGCUUCCCCGUGUCCCUUUCCCUGCUUCCCCCCAUCCCCUUCCCUGCUUCCCCCCAUCCCCUUCCCUGCUUCCCUCCAUCUCCUUCCCUUCUUCCUCCCAUCCCCUUCCCUUUUAUUCCCCCCAUCCCCGUCUGCUUCCCCAUGUCCCCUCCCCUGCUUCCCCCCAUCCCCUUCCCUGCUUCCCCCCAUCCCCUUCCCUGCUUCCUCCCAUCCCCUUCCCUGCUUCCCCGUGUCCCUUUCCCUGCUUCCCCCCAUCCCCUUCCCUGCUUCCCCCCAUCCCCUUCCCUGCUUCCCCCCAUCCCCUUCCCUGCUUCCCCGUGUCCCUUUCCCUGCUUCCCCCCAUCCCCUUCCCUGCUUCCCCCCAUCCCCUUCCCUGCUUCCCUCCAUCUCCUUCCCUUCUUCCUCCCAUCCCCUUCCCUUUUAUUCCCCCCAUCCCCGUCUGCUUCCCCAUGUCCCCUCCCCUGCUUCCCCCCAUCCCCUUCCCUGCUUCCCCCCAUCCCCUUCCCUGCUUCCUCCCAUCCCCUUCCCUGCUUCCCCGUGUCCCUUUCCCUGCUUCCCCCCAUCCCCUUCCCUUCUUUCCCCCAUCCCCUUCCCUCAUGUUCCCCCAUCCCCUUCCCUGCUUCCCCAUGUCCCCUUCCCUGCUUCCCCAUGUCCCCUUCCCUGCUUCCCCCCAUCCCCUUCCCUGCUUCCCCCCAUCCCCUUCCCUGCUUCCCCCCAUCCCCUUCCCUGCUUCCCCGUGUCCCUUUCCCUGCUUCCCCCCAUCUCCUUCCCUUCUUCCGCCCAUCCCCUUCCCUUAUGUUCCCCCAUCCCCUUCCCUGCUUCCCCAUGUCCCCUUCCCUGCUUCCCCAUGUCCCCUCCCCUGCUUCCCCCCAUCCCCUUCCCUGCUUCCCCGUGUCCCUUUCCCUGCUUCCCCCCAUCCCCUUCCCUUCUUCCCCCCAUCCCCUUCCCUCAUGUUCCCCCAUCCCCUUCCCUGCUUCCCCAUGUCCCCUUCCCUGCUUCCCCCCAUCCCCUUCCCUGCUUCCCCCCAUCCCCUUCCCUGCUUCCCCCCAUCCCCUUCCCUGCUUCCCCCCAUCCCCUUCCCUGCUUCCCCCCAUCUCCUUCCCUUCUUCCGCCCAUCCCCUUCCCUUAUGUUCCCCCAUCCCCUUCCCUGCUUCCCCGUGUCCCUUUCCCUGCUUCCCCCCAUCCCCUUCCCUUCUUCCGCCCAUCCCCUUCCCUUAUGUUCCCCCAUCCCCUUCCCUGCUUCCCCAUGUCCCCUUCCCUGCUUCCCCCCAUCCCCUUCCCUGCUUCCCCCCAUCCCCUUCCCUGCUUCCCCCCAUCCCCUUCCCUGCUUCCCCCCAUCCCCUUCCCUGCUUCCCCCCAUCUCCUUCCCUUCUUCCGCCCAUCCCCUUCCCUUAUGUUCCCCCAUCCCCUUCCCUGCUUCCCCGUGUCCCUUUCCCUGCUUCCCCCCAUCCCCUUCCCUUCUUCCGCCCAUCCCCUUCCCUUAUGUUCCCCCAUCCCCUUCCCUGCUUCCCCAUGUCCCCUCCCCUGCUUCCCCCCAUCCCCUUCCCUGCUUCCCCCCAUCCCCUUCCCUGCUUCCCCCCAUCCCCUUCCCUUCUUCCCCCCAUCCCCUUCCCUCAUGUUCCCCCAUCCCCUUCCCUGCUUCCCCAUGUCCCCUUCCCUGCUUCCCCAUGUCCCCUUCCCUGCUUCCCCGUGUCCCUUUCCCUGCUUCCCCCCAUCCCCUUCCCUUCCUCCCCCCAUCCCCUUCCCUGCUUCCCCAUGUCCCCUUCCCAUCCUCCCCCCAUCCCCUUCCCUGCCGUCCCCCCAUCCCCUUCCCUGCUUCCCCCCAUCCCCUUCCCUGCUUCCCCCCAUCCCCUUCCCUUCUUCCCCCCAUCCCCUUCCCUCAUGUUCCCCCAUCCCCUUCCCUGCUUCCCCAUGUCCCCUUCCCUGCUUCCCCAUGUCCCCUUCCCUGCUUCCCCGUGUCCCUUUCCCUGCUUCCCCCCAUCCCCUUCCCUUCCUCCCCCCAUCCCCUUCCCUGCUUCCCCAUGUCCCCUUCCCAUCCUCCCCCCAUCCCCUUCCCUGCCGUCCCCCCAUCCCCUUCCCUUCUUCCCCCCAUCCCCUUCCUUUAUGUUCCCCCAUCCCCUUCCCUGCUUCCCCAUGUCCCCUUCCCUGCUUCCCCAUGUCCCCUUCCCUGCUUCCCCCCAUCCCCUUCCCUGCUUCCCCGUGUCCCUUUCCCUUCCUCCCCCCAUCCCCUUCCCUUCCUCCCCCCAUCCCCUUCCCUGCUUCCCCCCAUCCCCUUCCCUGCUUCCCCGUGUCCCUUUCCCUGCUUCCCCCCAUCCCCUUCCCUUCCUCCCCCCAUCCCCUUCCCUGCUUCCCCGUGUCCCUUUCCCUGCUUCCCCCCAUCCCCUUCCCUGCUUCCCCAUGUCCCUUUCCCUGCUUCCCCCCAUCCCCUUCCCUUCUUCCACUUGUCCCUUUCCCUUCCUCCCCCCAUCCCCUUCCCUGCUUUCCCAUGUGUCUUCCCUUCCUCCCCCCAUCCCCUUCCCUUCCUCCCCCCAUCCCCUUCCCUGCUUCCCCAUGUCCCCUUCCCAUCCUCCCCCCAUCCCCUUCCCUGCUUCCCCGUGUCCCUUUCCCUGCUUCCCCCCAUCCCCUUCCCUGCUUCCCCGUGUCCCCUUCCCUGCUUCCCCCCAUCCCCUUCCCUGCUUCCCCGUGUCCCUUUCCCUGCUUCCCCCCAUCCCCUUCCCUGCUUCCCCAUGUCCCUUUCCCUGCUUCCCCCCAUCCCCUUCCCUUCUUCCCCGUGUCCCUUUCCCUUCCUCCCCCCAUCCCCUUCCCUGCUUUCCCAUGUGUCUUCCCUUCCUCCCCCCAUCCCCUUCCCUGCUUCCCCAUGUCCCCUUCCCUGCUUCCCCAUGUCCCCUUCCCUUCCUCCCCCCAUCCCCUUCCCUGCUUCCCCAUGUCCCUUUACAAGCUUCCCCCCAUCCUCCUCCCUGCUCCCCCCCAUCCUCUUCCCUGCUUCCCUCCAUCCCCUUCCCUGCUUCCACAUGUCCCUUUCCCUGCUUCCCCGUGUCCCCUUCCGCGGCACUCACACGCACCACUUGACCUGAUGCCAUUCAUCGACCGUGACCCCGUGGGAGGCGCACUUGGUGCAGAUGGGGAGGUGCUUCCCCCCAAGAAGCUGCGUGACGUGCCCACAGAGUGGAGGUGGGAGCGGGUGUGGGGGCAGUGGGGAGCUGCGAGGAGGACGAGGAGGAGCAGCCCCUGGCGCUGGCAGCUUCCAUGGAGGGGCACACAGAGGAAGAGGGGGGCGAGGUGGGGAGGUGGGGAGCAAGGUGGGGAGCAAGGUGGGGAGCAAGGUGGGAGCAAGGUGGGGAGCAAGGUGGGGAGCAAGGUGGGGAGCAAGGUGGGGAGCAAGGUGGGGAGCAAGGUGGGGAGCAAGGUGGGGAGCAAGGUGGGGAGCAAGGUGGGGAGCAAGGUGGGAGCAAGGUGGGGAGCAAGGUGGGGAGCAAGGUGGGGAGCAAGGUGGGGAGCAAGGUGGGGAGCAAGGUGGGGAGCAAGGUGGGGAGCAAGGUGGGGAGCAAGGUGGGGAGCAAGGUGGGAGCAAGGUGGGGAGCAAGGUGGGGAGCAAGGUGGGGAGCAAGGUGGGGAGCAAGGUGGGGAGCAAGGUGGGGAGCAAGGUGGGGAGCAAGGUGGGGAGCAAGGUGGGGAGCAAGGUGGGGAGCAAGGUGGGGAGCAAGGUGGGGAGCAAGGUGGGGAGCAAGGUGGGGAGCAAGGUGGGGAGCAAGGUGGGGAGCAAGGUGGGGAGCAAGGUGGGAGCAAGGUGGGGAGCAAGGUGGGGAGCAAGGUGGGGAGCAAGGUGGGGAGCAAGGUGGGGAGCAAGGUGGGGAGCAAGGUGGGGAGCAAGGUGGGGAGCAAGGUGGGGAGCAAGGUGGGGAGCAAGGUGGGGAGCAAGGUGGGGAGCAAGGUGGGGAGCAAGGUGGGGAGCAAGGUGGGGAGCAAGGUGGGGAGCAAGGUGGGGAGCAAGGUGGGGAGCAAGGUGGGGAGCAAGGUGGGGAGCAAGGUGGGGAGCAAGGUGGGGAGCAAGGUGGGGAGCAAGGUGGGGAGCAAGGUGGGGAGCAAGGUGGGGAGCAAGGUGGGGAGCAAGGUGGGGAGCAAGGUGGGGAGCAAGGUGGGGAGCAGGUGGGGAGCAAGGUGGGGAGCAAGGUGGGGAGCAAGGUGGGGAGCAAGGUGGGGAAGCAAGGUGGGGAGCAAGGUGGGGAGCAAGGUGGGGAGCAAGGUGGGGAGCAAGGUGGGGAGCAAGGUGGGGAGCAAGGUGGGGAGCAAGGUGGGGAGCAAGGUGGGGAGCAAGGUGGGGAGCAAGGUGGGGAGCAAGGUGGGGAGCAAGGUGGGGAGCAAGGUGGGGAGCAAGGUGGGGAGCAAGGUGGGGAGCAAGGUGGGGAGCAAGGUGGGGAGCAAGGUGGGAGCAAGGUGGGGAGCAAGGUGGGGAGCAAGGUGGGGAGCAAGGUGGGGAGCAAGGUGGGGAGCAAGGUGGGGAGCAAGGUGGGGAGCAAGGUGGGGAGCAAGGUGGGGAGCAAGGUGGGGAGCAAGGUGGGGAGCAAGGUGGGGAGCAAGGUGGGGAGCAAGGUGGGGAGCAAGGUGGGGAGCAAGGUGGGGAGCAAGGUGGGGAGCAAGGUGGGGAGCAAGGUGGGGAGCAAGGUGGGGAGCAAGGUGGGGAGCAAGGUGGGGAGCAAGGUGGGGAGCAAGGUGGGGAGCAAGGUGGGGAGCAAGGUGGGAGCAAGGUGGGGAGCAAGGUGGGAGCAAGGUGGGGAGCAAGGUGGGGAGCAAGGUGGGGAGCAAGGUGGGGAGCAAGGUGGGGAGCAAGGUGGGGAGCAAGGUGGGGAGCAAGGUGGGGAGCAAGGUGGGGAGCAAGGUGGGGAGCAAGGUGGGGAGCAAGGUGGGGAGCAAGGUGGGGAGCAAGGUGGGGAGCAAGGUGGGGAGCAAGGUGGGGAGCAAGGUGGGGAGCAAGGUGGGGAGCAAGGUGGGGAGCAAGGUGGGGAGCAAGGUGGGGAGCAAGGUGGGGAGCAAGGUGGGGAGCAAGGUGGGGAGCAAGGUGGGGAGCAAGGUGGGGAGCAAGGUGGGGAGCAAGGUGGGGAGCAAGGUGGGGAGCAAGGUGGGGAGCAAGGUGGGGAGCAAGGUGGGGAGCAAGGUGGGGAGCAAGGUGGGGAGCAAGGUGGGAGCAAUUGGUGGGAGCAAGGGGGGGGAGCAAGGUGGGGAGCAAGGUGGGAGCAAGGUGGGGAGCAAAGUGGGGAGCAAGGUGGGGAGCAAGGUGGGGAGCAAAGGUGGGGAGCAAGGUGGGAGCAAGGUGGGGAGCAAGGUGGGGAGCAAGGUGGGGAGCAAGGUGGGGAGCAAGGUGGGGAGCAAGGUGGGGAGCAAGGUGGGAGCAAGGUGGGAGCAAGGUGGGGAGCAAGGUGGGGAGCAAGGUGGGGAGCAAGGUGGGGAGCAAGGUGGGGAGCAAGGUGGGGAGCAAGGUGGGGAGCAAGGUGGGGAGCAAGGUGGGGAGCAAGGUGGGGAGCAAGGUGGGGAGCAAGGUGGGGAGCAAGGGGGGAGCAAGGUGGGGAGCAAGGUGGGGAGCAAGGUGGGGAGCAAGGUGGGGAGCAAGGUGGGGAGCAAGGUGGGGAGCAAGGUGGGGAGCAAGGUGGGGAGCAAGGUGGGGAGCAAGGUGGGGAGCAAGGUGGGGAGCAAGGUGGGGAGCAAGGUGGGGAGCAAGGUGGGGAGCAAGGUGGGGAGCAAGGUGGGGAGCAAGGUGGGGAGCAAGGUGGGGAGCAAGGUGGGGAGCAAGGUGGGGAGCAAGGUGGGGAGCAAGGUGGGGAGCAAGGUGGGGAGCAAGGUGGGGAGCAAGGUGGGGAGCAAGGUGGGGAGCAAGGUGGGGAGCAAGGUGGGGAGCAAGGUGGGGAGCAAGGUGGGGAGCAAGGUGGGGAGCAAGGUGGGGAGCAAGGUGGGGAGCAAGGUGGGGAGCAAGGUGGGGAGCAAGGUGGGGAGCAAGGUGGGGAGCAAGGUGGGGAGCAAGGUGGGGAGCAAGGUGGGGAGCAAGGUGGGGAGCAAGGUGGGGAGCAAGGUGGGGAGCAAGGUGGGGAGCAAGGUGGGGAGCAAGGUGGGGAGCAAGGUGGGGAGCAAGGUGGGGAGCAAGGUGGGGAGCAAGGUGGGGAGCAAGGUGGGGAGCAAGGUGGGGAAGCAAGGUGGGGAGCAAGGUGGGAGCAAGGUGGGGAGCAAGGUGGGGAGCAAGGUGGGGAGCAAGGUGGGGAGCAAGGUGUGGGAGCAAGGUGGGGAGCAAGGUGGGGAGCAAGGUGGGGAGCAAGGUGGGGAGCAAGGUGGGGAGCAAGGUGGGGGAGCAAGGUGGGGAGCAAGGUGGGGAGCAAGGUGGGGAGCAAGGUGGGGAGCAAGGUGGGGAGCAAGGUGGGGAGCAAGGUGGGGAGCAAGGUGGGGAGCAAGGUGGGAGCAAGGUGGGGAGCAAGGUGGGGAGCAAGGUGGGGGAGCAAGGUGGGGAGCAAUGUGCGGGAGCAAGGUGGGGAGCAAGGUGGGGAGCAAGGUGGGGAGCAAGGUGGGGAGCAAGGUGGGGAGCAAGGUGGGGAGCAAGGUGGGGAGCAAGGUGGGGAGCAAGGUGGGGAGCAAGGUGGGGAGCAAGGUGGGGAGCAAGGUGGGGAGCAAGGUGGGGAGCAAGGUGGGGAGCAAGGUGGGGAGCAAGGUGGGGAGCAAGGUGGGGAGCAAGGUGGGAGCAAGGUGGGGAGCAAGGUGGGGAGCAAGGUGGGGAGCAAGGUGGGGAGCAAGGUGGGGAGCAAGGUGGGGAGCAAGGUGGGGAGCAAGGUGGGGAGCAAGGUGGGGAGCAAGGUGGGGAGCAAGGUGGGGAGCAAGGUGGGGAGCAAGGUGGGGAGCAAGGUGGGGAGCAAGGUGGGGAGCAAGGUGGGGAGCAAGGUGGGGAGCAAGGUGGGGAGCAAGGUGGGGAGCAAGGUGGGGAGCAAGGUGGGGAGCAAGGUGGGGAGCAAGGUGGGGAGCAAGGUGGGGAGCAAGGUGGGGAGCAAGGUGGGGAGCAAGGUGGGGAGCAAGGUGGGGAGCAAGGUGGGGAGCAAGGUGGGGAGCAAGGUGGGGGAGCAAGGUGGGGAGCAAGGUGGGGAGCAAGGUGGGGAGCAAGGUGGGGAGCAAGGUGGGGAGCAAGGUGGGGAGCAAGGUGGGGAGCAAGGUGGGGAGCAAGGUGGGGAGCAAGGUGGGGAGCAAGGUGGGGAGCAAGGUGGGGAGCAAGGUGGGGAGCAAGGUGGGGAGCAAGGUGGGGAGCAAGGUGGGGAGCAAGGUGGGGAGCAAGGUGGGGAGCAAGGUGGGGAGCAAGGUGGGGAGCAAGGUGGGGAGCAAGGUGGGGAGCAAGGUGGGGAGCAAGGUGGGGAGCAAGGUGGGGAGCAAGGUGGGGAGCAAGGUGGGGAGCAAGGUGGGGAGCAAGGUGGGGAGCAAGGUGGGGAGCAAGGUGGGGAGCAAGGUGGGGAGCAAGGUGGGGAGCAAGGUGGGGAGCAAGGUGGGGAGCAAGGUGGGGAGCAAGGUGGGGAGCAAGGUGGGGAGCAAGGUGGGGAGCAAGGUGGGGAGCAAGGUGGGGAGCAAGGUGGGGAGCAAGGUGGGGAGCAAGGUGGGGAGCAAGGUGGGGAGCAAGGUGGGGAGCAAGGUGGGGAGCAAGGUGGGGAGCAAGGUGGGGAGCAAGGUGGGGAGCAAGGUGGGGAGCAAGGUGGGGAGCAAGGUGGGGAGCAAGGUGGGGAGCAAGGUGGGGAGCAAGGUGGGGAGCAAGGUGGGGAGCAAGGUGGGGAGCAAGGUGGGGAGCAAGGUGGGGAGCAAGGUGGGGAGCAAGGUGGGGAGCAAGGUGGGGAGCAAGGUGGGGAGCAAGGUGGGGAGCAAGGUGGGGAGCAAGGUGGGGAGCAAGGUGGGGAGCAAGGUGGGGAGCAAGGUGGGGGAGCAAGGUGGGGAGCAAGGUGGGGGAGCAAGGUGGGGAGCAAGGUGGGGAGCAAGGUGGGGAGCAAGGUGGGGAGCAGGUGGGGAGCAAGGUGGGGAGCAAGGUGGGGAGCAAGGUGGGGAGCAAGGUGGGGAGCAAGGUGGGGAGCAAGGUGGGGAGCAAGGUGGGGAGCAAGGUGGGGAGCAAGGUGGGGAGCAAGGUGGGGAGCAAGGUGGGGAGCAAGGUGGGGAGCAAGGUGGGGAGCAAGGUGGGGAGCAAGGUGGGGAGCAAGGUGGGGAGCAAGGUGGGGAGCAAGGUGGGGAGCAAGGUGGGGAGCAAGGGUGGGGAGCAAGGUGGGGAGCCAGGUGGGGAGCAAGGUGGGGAGCAAGGUGGGAGCAAGGUGGGAGCAAGGUGGGGAGCAAGGUGGGGAGCAAGGUGGGGAGCAAGGUGGGGAGCAAGGUGGGGCAACGGUGGGGAGCAAGGUGGGGAGCAAGGUGGGGAGCAAGGUGGGGAGCAAGGUGGGGAGCAAGGUGGGGAGCAAGGUGGGGAGCAAGGUGGGGAGCAAGGUGGGGAGCAAGGUGGGGAGCAAGGUGGGAGCAAGGUGGGGAGCAAGGGGGGAGCAAGGUGGGGAGCAAGGUGGGAGCAAGGUGGGGAGCAAGGUGGGAGCAAGGUGGGGAGCAAGGUGGGGAGCAAGGUGGGGAGCAAGGUGGUGGAGCAAGGAUGGGAGCAAGGUGGGGAGCAAGGUGGGGAGCAAGGUGGGGAGCAAGGUCGGGGAGCAAGGUGGGGAGCAAGGUAUGGGGAGCAAGGUGGGGAGCAAGGUGGGGAGCAAGGUGGGGAGCAAGGUGGGAGCAAGGUGGGGAGCAAGGUGGGGAGCAAGGUGGGAGCAAGGUGGGGAGCAAGGUGGGGAGCAAGGUGGGGAGCAAGGUGGGGAGCAAGGUGGGGAGCAAGGUGGGGAGCAAGGUGGGGAGCAAGGUGGGGAGCAAGGUGGGGAGCAAGGUGGGGAGCAAGGUGGGGAGCAAGGUGGGGAGCAAGGUGGGGAGCAAGGUGGGGAGCAAGGUGGGGAGCAAGGUGGGGAGCAAGGUGGGGAGCAAGGUGGGGAGCAAGGUGGGGAGCAAGGUGGGGAGCAAGGUGGGGAGCAAGGUGGGGAGCAAGGUGGGGAGCAAGGUGGGGAGCAAGGUGGGGAGCAAGGUGGGGAGCAAGGUGGGGAGCAAGGUGGGGAGCAAGGUGGGGAGCAAGGUGGGGAGCAAGGUGGGGAGCAAGGUGGGGAGCAAGGUGGGGAGCAAGGUGGGGAGCAAGGUGGGGAGCAAGGUGGGGAGCAAGGUGGGGAGCAAGGUGGGGAGCAAGGUGGGGAGCAAGGUGGGGAGCAAGGUGGGGAGCAAGGUGGGGAGCAAGGUGGGGAGCAAGGUGGGGAGCAAGGUGGGGAGCAAGGUGGGGAGCAAGGUGGGGAGCAAGGUGGGGAGCAAGGUGGGGAGCAAGGUGGGGAGCAAGGUGGGGAGCAAGGUGGGGAGCAAGGUGGGGAGCAAGGUGGGGAGCAAGGUGGGGAGCAAGGUGGGGAGCAAGGUGGGGAGCAAGGUGGGGAGCAAGGUGGGGAGCAAGGUGGGGAGCAAGGUGGGGAGCAAGGUGGGGAGCAAGGUGGGGAGCAAGGUGGGGAGCAAGGUGGGGAGCAAGGUGGGGAGCAAGGUGGGGAGCAAGGUGGGGAGCAAGGUGGGGAGCAAGGUGGGGAGCAAGGUGGGGAGCAAGGUGGGGAGCAAGGUGGGGAGCAAGGUGGGGAGCAAGGUGGGGAGCAAGGUGGGGAGCAAGGUGGGGAGCAAGGUGGGGAGCAAGGUGGGGAGCAAGGUGGGGAGCAAGGUGGGGAGCAAGGUGGGGAGCAAGGUGGGGAGCAAGGUGGGGAGCAAGGUGGGGAGCAAGGUGGGGAGCAAGGUGGGGAGCAAGGUGGGGAGCAAGGUGGGGAGCAAGGUGGGGAGCAAGGUGGGGAGCAAGGUGGGGAGCAAGGUGGGGGGAGCAAGGUGGGGAGCAAGGUGGGGAGCAAGGUGGGGAGCAAGGUGGGGAGCAAGGUGGGGAGCAAGGUGGGGAGCAAGGUGGGGAGCAAGGUGGGGAGCAAGGUGGGGAGCAAGGUGGGGAGCAAGGUGGGGAGCAAGGUGGGGAGCAAGGUGGGGAGCAAGGUGGGGAGCAAGGUGGGGAGCAAGGUGGGGAGCAAGGUGGGGGAGCAAGGUGGGGAGCAAGGUGGGGAGCAAGGUGGGGAGCAAGGUGGGGAGCAAGGUGGGGAGCAAGGUGGGGAGCAAGGUGGGGAGCAAGGUGGGGAGCAAGGUGGGGAGCAAGGUGGGGAGCAAGGUGGGGAGCAAGGUGGGGAGCAAGGUGGGGAGCAAGGUGGGGAGCAAGGUGGGGAGCAAGGUGGGGAGCAAGGUGGGGAGCAAGGUGGGGAGCAAGGUGGGGAGCAAGGUGGGGAGCAAGGUGGGGAGCAAGGUGGGGAGCAAGGUGGGGAGCAAGGUGGGGAGCAAGGUGGGGAGCAAGGUGGGGAGCAAGGGUGGGGAGCAAGGUGGGGAGCAAGGUGGGGAGCAAGGUGGGGAGCAAGGUGGGGAGCAAGGUGGGGAGCAAGGUGGGGAGCAAGGUGGGGAGCAAGGUGGGGAGCAAGGUGGGGAGCAAGGUGGGGAGCAAGGUGGGGAGCAAGGUGGGGAGCAAGGUGGGGAGCAAGGUGGGGAGCAAGGUGGGGAGCAAGGUGGGGAGCAAGGUGGGGAGCAAGGUGGGGAGCAAGGUGGGGAGCAAGGUGGGGAGCAAGGUGGGGAGCAAGGUGGGGAGCAAGGUGGGGAAAGGUGGGGAGGUGGGGAGCAAGGUGGGGAGCAAGGUGGGGAGCAAGGUGGGGAGCAAGGUGGGGAGCAAGGUGGGGAGCAAGGUGGGGAGCAAGGUGGGGAGCAAGGUGGGGAGCAAGGUGGGGAGCAAGGUGGGGAGCAAGGUGGGGAGCAAGGUGGGGAGCAAGGUGGGGAGCAAGGUGGGGAGGCAAGGUGGGGAGCAAGGUGGGGAGCAAGGUGGGGAGCAAGGUGGGGAGCAAGUGGGGAGCAAGGUGGGGAGCAAGGUGGGGAGCAAGGUGGGGAGCAAGGUGGGGAGCAAGGGUGGGGAGCAAGGUGGGGAGCAAGGUGGGGGAGCAAGGUGGGGAGCAAGGUGGGAGCAAGGUGGGGAGCAAGGUGGGGAGCAAGGUGGGGAGCAAGGUGGGGAGCAAGGUGGGGAGCAAGGUGGGGAGCAAGGUGGGGAGCAAGGUGGGGAGCAAGGUGGGGAGCAAGGUGGGGAGCAAGGUGGGGAGCAAGGUGGGGAGCAAGGUGGGGAGCAAGGUGGGGAGGCAAGGUGGGGAGCAAGGUGGGGAGCAAGGUGGGGAGCAAGGUGGGGAGCAAGGUGGGGAGCAAGGUGGGGAGCAAGGUGGGGAGCAAGGUGGGGAGCAAGGUGGGGAGCAAGGUGGGGAGCAAGGUGGGGAGCAAGGUGGGUGAGCAAGGUGGGGAGCAAGGUGGGGAGCAAGGUGGGGAGCAAGGUGGGGAGCAAGGUGGGGAGCAAGGUGGGGAGCAAGGUGGGGAGCAAGGUGGGGAGCAAGGUGGGGAGCAAGGUGGGGAGCAAGGUGGGGAGCAAGGUGGGGAGCAAGGUGGGGAGCAAGGUGGGGAGCAAGGUGGGGAGCAAGGUGGGGAGCAAGGUGGGGAGCAAGGUGGGGAGCAAGGUGGGGAGCAAGGUGGGAGCAAGGUGGGGAGCAAGGUGGGGAGCAAGGUGGGGAGCAAGGUGGGGAGCAAGGUGGGGAGCAAGGUGGGGAGCAAGGUGGGGAGCAAGGUGGGGAGCAAGGUGGGGAGCAAGGUGGGGAGCAAGGUGGGGAGCAAGGUGGGGAGCAAGGUGGGGAGCAAGGUGGGGAGCAAGGUGGGGAGCAAGGUGGGGAGCAAGGUGGGGAGCAAGGUGGGGAGCAAGGUGGGGAGCAAGGUGGGGAGCAAGGUGGGGAGCAAGGUGGGGAGCAAGGUGGGGAGCAAGGUGGGGAGCAAGGUGGGGAGCAAGGUGGGGAGCAAGGUGGGGAGCAAGGUGGGGAGCAAGGUGGGGAGCAAGGUGGGGAGCAAGGUGGGGAGCAAGGUGGGGAGCAAGGUGGGGAGCAAGGUGGGGAGCAAGGUGGGGAGCAAGGUGGGGAGCAAGGUGGGGAGCAAGGUGGGGAGCAAGGUGGGGAGCAAGGUGGGGAGCAAGGUGGGGAGCAAGGUGGGGAGCAAGGUGGGGAGCAAGGUGGGGAGCAAGGUGGGGAGCAAGGUGGGGAGCAAGGUGGGGAGCAAGGUGGGGAGCAAGGUGGGGAGCAAGGUGGGGAGCAAGGUGGGGAGCAAGGUGGGGAGCAAGGUGGGGAGCAAGGUGGGGAGCAAGGUGGGGAGCAAGGUGGGGAGCAAGGUGGGGAGCAAGGUGGGGAGCAAGGUGGGGAGCAAGGUGGGGAGCAAGGUGGGGAGCAAGGUGGGGAGCAAGGUGGGGAGCAAGGUGGGGAGCAAGGUGGGGAGCAAGGUGGGGAGCAAGGGGGGAGCAAGGUGGGGAGCAAGGGGGAGCAAGGUGGGGAGCAAGGUGGGGAGCAAGGUGGGGAGCAAGGUGGGGAGCAAGGUGGGGGAGCAAGGUGGGGAGCAAGGUGGGGAGCAAGGUGGGGAGCAAGGUGGGAGCAAGGUGGGGAGCAAGGUGGGGAUGCAAGGUGGGGAGCAAGGUGGGGAGCAAGGUGGGGAGCAAGGUGGGGAGCAAGGUGGGGAGCAAGGUGGGGAGCAAGGUGGGGAGCAAGGUGGGGAGCAAGGUGGGGAGCAAGGUGGGGAGCAAGGGGGGAGCAAGGGGGGAGCAAGGUGGGGAGCAAGGUGGGGAGCAAGGUGGGGAGCAAGGUGGGGAGCAAGGUGCGGAGCAAGGUGGGGAGGCAAGGUGGGGAGCAAGGUGGGGAGCAAGGUGGGGAGCAAGGUGGGGAGCAAGGUGGGGAGCAAGGUGGGGAUCAAGGUGUGGGAGCAAGGUGGGGAGCAAGGUGGGGAGCAAGGUGGGGAGCAAGGUGGGGAGCAAGGUGGGGAGCAAGGUGGGGAGCAAGGUGGGGAGCAAGGUGGGGAGCAAGGUGGGAGCAAGGUGGGAGCAAGGUGGGGAGCAAGGUGGGGAGCAAGGUGGGGAGCAAGGUGGGGAGCAAGGUGGGGAGCAAGGUGGGGAGCAAGGUGGGGAGCAAGGUGGGGAGCAAGGUGGGGAGCAAGGUGGGGAGCAAGGUGGGGAGCAAGGUGGGGAGCAAGGUGGGGAGCAAGGUGGGGAGCAAGGUGGGGAGCAAGGUGGGGAGCAAGGUGGGGAGCAAGGUGGGGAGCAAGGUGGGGAGCAAGGUGGGGAGCAAGGUGGGGAGCAAGGUGGGGAGCAAGGUGGGGAGCAAGGUGGGAGCAAGGUGGGGAGCAAGGUGGGGAGCAAGGUGGGGAGCAAGGUGGGGAGCAAGGUGGGGAGCAAGGUGGGGAGCAAGGUGGGGAGCAAGGUGGGGAGCAAGGUGGGGAGCAAGGUGGGAGCAAGGUGGGGAGCAAGGUGGGGAGCAAGGUGGGGAGCAAGGUGGGGAGCAAGGUGGGGAGCAAGGUGGGAGCAAGGUGGGGAGCAAGGUGGGGAGCAAGGUGGGGAGCAAGGUGUGGGAGCAAGGUGGGGAGCAAGGUGGGGAGCAAGGUGGGGAGCAAGGUGGGGAGCAAGGUGGGGAGCAAGGUGGGGAGCAAGGUGGGGAGCAUGUGGGAGCAAGGUGGGGAGCAAGGUGGGGAGCAAGGUGGGGAGCAAGGUGGGGAGCAAGGUGGGAGCAAGGUGGGGAGCAAGGUGGGGAGCAAGGUGGGGAGCAAGGUGGGGAGCAAGGUGGGGAGCAAGGUGGGGAGCAAGGUGGGGAGCAAGGUGGGGAGCAAGGUGGGGAGCAAGGUGGGGAGCAAGGUGGGAGCAAGGUGGGGAGCAAGGUGGGGAGCAAGGUUGGGGAGCAAGGUGGGGAGCAAGGUGGGGAGCAAGGUGGGGAGCAAGGUGGGGAGCAAGGUGGGGAGCAAGGUGGGGAGCAAGGUGGGGAGCAAGGUGGGGAGCAAGGUGGGGAGCAAGGUGGGGAGCAAGGUGGGGAGCAAGGUGGGGAGCAAGGUGGGGAGCAAGGUGGGGAGCAAGGUGGGGAGCAAGGUGGGGAGCAAGGUGGGGAGCAAGGUGGGGAGCAAGGUGGGGAGCAAGGUGGGGAGCAAGGUGGGGAGCAAGGUGGGGAGCAAGGUGGGGAGCAAGGUGGGGAGCAAGGUGGGGAGCAAGGUGGGGAGCAAGGUGGGGAGCAAGGUGGGGAGCAAGGUGGGGAGCAAGGUGGGGAGCAAGGUGGGGAGCAAGGUGGGGAGCAGCAAGGUGGGGAGCAAGGUGGGGAGCAAGGUGGGGAGCAAGGUGGGGAGCAAGGUGGGGAGCAAGGUGGGGAGCAAGGUGGGGAGCAAGGUGGGGAGCAAGGUGGGGAGCAAGGUGGGGAGCAAGGUGGGGAGCAAGGUGGGGAGCAAGGUGGGGAGCAAGGUGGGGAGCAAGGUGGGGAGCAAGGUGGGGAGCAAGGUGGGGAGCAAGGUGGGGAGCAAGGUGGGGAGCAAGGUGGGGAGCAAGGUGGGGAGCAAGGUGGGGAGCAAGGUGGGGAGCAAGGUGGGGAGCAAGGUGGGGAGCAAGGUGGGGAGCAAGGUGGGGAGCAAGGUGGGGAGCAAGGUGGGGAGCAAGGUGGGGAGCAAGGUGGGAGCAGGUGGGGAGGCAAGGUGGGGGGAGCAAGGUGGGGAGCAAGGUGGGGAGCAAGGUGGGGAGCAAGGUGGGGAGCAAGGUGGGGAGCAAGGUGGGGAGCAAGGUGGGGAGCAAGGUGGGGAGCAAGGUGGGGAGCAAGGUGGGGGAGCAAGGUGGAGGGGAGCAAGGUGGGGAGCAAGGUGGGGAGCAAGGUGGGGGCAAGGUGGGAGCAAGGUGGGGAGCAAGGUGGGGAGCAAGGUGGGGAGCAAUGGUGGGGAGCAAGGUGGGGAGCAAGGUGGGGAGCAAGGUGGGGAGCAAGGUGGGGAGCAAGGUGGGGAGCAAGGUGGGGAGCAAGGUGGGGAGCAAGGUGGGGAGCAAGGUGGGGAGCAAGGUGGGGAGCAAGGUGGGGAGCAAGGUGGGGAGCAAGGUGGGGAGCAAGGUGGGGAGCAAGGUGGGGAGCAAGGUGGGGAGCAAGGUGGGGAGCAAGGUGGGGAGCAAGGGGGAGCAAGGUGGGGAGCAAGGUGGGGAGCAAGGUGGGGAGCAAGGUGGGGAGCAAGGUGGGGAGCAAGGUGGGGAGCAAGGUGGGGAGCAAGGUGGGGAGCAAGGUGGGGAGCAAGGUGGGGAGCAAGGUGGGAGCAAGGUGGGGAGCAAGGUGGGGAGCAAGGUGGGGAGCAAGGUGGGGAGCAAGGUGGGGAGCAAGGUGGGGAGCAAGGUGGGGAGCAAGGUGGGGAGCAAGGUGGGGAGCAAGGUGGGGAGCAAGGUGGGGAGCAAGGUGGGGAGCAAGGUGGGGAGCAAGGUGGGGAGCAAGGUGGGGAGCAAUGGUGGGGAGGCAAGGUGGGGAGCAAGGUGGGGAGCAAGGUGGGGAGCAAGGUGGGGAGCAAGGUGGGGAGCAAGGUGGGGAGCAAGGUGGGGAGCAAGGUGGGGAGCAAGGUGGGGAGCAAGGUGGGGAGCAAGGUGGGGAGCAAGGUGGGGAGCAAGGUGGGGAGCAAGGUGGGGAGCAAGGUGGGGAGCAAGGUGGGGAGCAAGGUGGGGAGCAAGGUGGGGAGCAAGGUGGGGAGCAAGGUGGGGAGCAAGGUGGGAGCAAGGUGGGGAGCAAGGUGGGGAGCAAGGUGGGGAGCAAGGUGGGGAGCAAGGUGGGGAGCAAGGUGGGGAAGCAAGGUGGGGAGCAAGGUGGGGAGCAAGGUGGGGAGCAAGGUGGGAGCAAGGUGGGGAGCAAGGUGGGGAGCAAGGUGGGGAGCAAGGUGGGGAGCAAGGUGGGGAGCAAGGUGGGGAGCAAGGUGGGGAGCAAGGUGGGGAGCAAGGUGGGGAGCAAGGUGGGGAGCAAGGUGGGGAGCAAGGUGGGGAGCAAGGUGGGGAGCAAGGUGGGGAGCAAGGUGGGGAGCAAGGUGGGGAGCAAGGUGGGGAGCAAGGUGGGAGCAAGGUGGGGAGCAAGGUGGGAGCAAGGUGGGGAGCAAGGUGGGGAGCAAGGUGGGGAGCAAGGUGGGGAGCAAGGUGGGGAGCAAGGUGGGGAGCAAGGUGGGGAGCAAGGUGGGAGCAAGGUGGGGAGCAAGGUGGGGAGCAAGGUGGGGAGCAAGGUGGGGAGCAAGGUGGGGAGCAAGGUGGGGAGCAAGGUGGGGAGCAAGGUGGGGAGCAAGGUGGGGAGCAAGGUGGGAGAGCAAGGUGGGGAGCAAGGUGGGGAGCAAGGUGGGGAGCAAGGUGGGGAGCAAGGUGGGGAGCAAGGUGGGGAGCAAGGUGGGGAGCAAGGUGGGGAGCAAGGUGGGGAGCAAGGUGGGGAGCAAGGUGGGGAGCAAGGUGGGGAGCAAGGUGGGGGAGCAAGGUGGGGAGCAAGGUGGGGAGCAAGGUGGGGAGCAAGGUGGGGAGCAAGGUGGGGAGCAAGGUGGGGAGCAAGGUGGGGAGCAAGGUGGGGAGCAAGGUGGGGAGCAAGGUGGGGAAGCAAGGUGGGGAGCAAGGUGGGGAGCAAGGUGGGGAGCAAGGUGGGGAGCAAGGUGGGAGCAAGGUGGGGAGCAAGGUGGGGAGCAAGGUGGGGAGCAAGGUGGGGAGCAAGGGGGAGCAAGGUGGGGAGCAAGGUGGGGAGCAAGGUGGGGAGCAAGGUGGGGAGCAGGUGGGGAGCAAGGGGGGGAGCAAGGUGGGGAGGCAAGGUUGGGGAGCAAGGGUGGGGGAGCAAGGUGGGGAGCAAGGUGGGGAGCAAGGUGGGAGCAAGGUGGGGAGCAAGGUGGGGAGCAAGGUGGGGAAGCAAGGUGGGAGCAAGGGGAGCAAGGUGGGGAGCAAGGUGGGGAGCAAGGUGGGGAGCACGGUGGGGAGCAAGGUGGGGCAGCAAGGUGGGGAGCAAGGUGGGGAGCAAGGUGGGGAGCAAGGUGGGGAGCAAGGUGGGGAGCAAGGUGGGGAGCAAGGUGGGGAGCAAGGUGGGGAGCAAGGUUGGGGAGCAAGGUGGGGAGCAAGGUGGGGAGCAAGGUGGGGAGCAAGGUGGGGAGCAAGGUGGGGAGCAAGGUGGGGAGCAAGGUGGGGAGCAAGGUGGGGAGCAAGGUGGGGAGCAAGGUGGGGAGCAAGGUGGGGAGCAAGGUGGGGAGCAAGGUGGGGAGCAAGGUGGGGAGCAAGGUGGGGAGCAAGGUGGGGAGCAAGGUGGGGAGCAAGGUGGGGAGCAAGGUGGGGAGCAAGGUGGGGAGCAAGGUGGGGAGCAAGGUGGGGAGCAAGGUGGGGAGCAAGGUGGGGAGCAAGGUGGGGAGCAAGGUGGGGAGCAAGGUGGGGAGCAAGGUGGGGAGCAAGGUGGGGAGCAAGGUGGGGAGCAGCAAGGUGGGGAGCAAGGUGGGGAGCAAGGUGGGGAGCAAGGUGGGGAGCAAGGUGGGGAGCAAGGUGGGGAGCAAGGUGGGGAGCAAGGUGGGGAGCAAGGUGGGGAGCAAGGUGGGGAGCAAGGUGGGGAGCAAGGUGGGGAGCAAGGUGGGGAGCAAGGUGGGGAGCAAGGUGGGGAGCAAAGGGGGGAGCAAGGUGGGGAGCAAGGUGGGGAGCAAGGUGGGGAGCAAGGUGGGGAGCAAGGUGGGGAGGGGAGCAAGGUGGGGAGCAAGGUGGGGAGCAAGGUGGGGAGCAAGGUGGGGAGCAAGGUGGGGAGCAAGGUGGGAGCAAGGUGGGCCCAUGCAGGGCAUCCCCGUAACUCUCCCCCUUCGUGCUAGCUGGCAUCCCCGUCACUGUCGCCAUCCCUCCCUUCUCCCUUCCCAACUCGCACACUUGUCACGCCCACUCACUCCUUUGGUCUCCCACGCCCCACUCUCCAGCCCCUCAGCUGCUGGAAAGCAGAUCUACGACCGGAUCCGCCCCGAGGCGAACCCCUCCGCGCACCGCCACGCCGGUCACGAAGCAGCAGCAGCCCACAGCGCACUUCGGCAGAAUAUGCGAGAUAGGGCGUGCAGCUGGCAGAGCUGCGAGGCAGCCUCUUCUCGAGACUGCUUUCAGCCUCCCCUGCUGCCCCAUAUCAUAUGCUGA